This is a messenger RNA of Cotesia glomerata, 2756 nucleotides long. Its product is annotated as SET and MYND domain-containing protein DDB_G0273589-like. The transcript has 5 exons. Lineage: Eukaryota; Metazoa; Arthropoda; Insecta; Hymenoptera; Braconidae. The record is from RefSeq and is a predicted model, not a curated record. Gene Ontology annotation, molecular function: protein binding. The coding region runs from base 356 to 2260 and encodes 634 amino acids.
UACUCAUAAUAAAAAUAAAUUGUAGCGGGCUUAUUGUACAAGAUGAAAUACAGAAAUUCGAAAGAAACAUUCAUAGUUCCGGAUAUAAUAUUCUCAAAUUAAUUAUUCGUUUAUUGCAAGUACAUUUUUAUAUCAAUUUUAUAAUUCAGAAGAAAAUAAUAAAGUUGAUAACCUAUACAGAUAUUAACAGUGACAUUGAAUCGCGAAUAAAAAUAAUAUGACUACGUCAUAGAACAAAUGUUUUAUUGAUACAUGUCUUCAAGAAGAUUUGACAUUUAUUAAGACAGUCUUUAUUGUAGUUUUAUUAUUUUCAAAGGUAUUAGAUUUGGAGCUUGUUUUCAAAAGGUAAUCAAGUAUGGCUAAAGUGAAAAAAUCUGUCGUUAAAGACAGAAGGUCAUCUAUCAUUAAAAUUUCCAUGGAUACCAGUGAAGAAGACUUCCAAAAUGAAGAAGAGACUAUGGCAUACGUGUUGAGCUCUAUGGUAGUUACUAAUAAUUUGAAAGGUAAAGAAAGAGAGGAAAAAAGUGGAAAAGGAGCGUUUAGAGCAUUGAAUAGAGUAAAUCGUAUCAGAAGUACUGCAUCACUUCAAGUUCAAUUAGAAUUGUACUCCAGAGCAAUUGCCCAUGCACCUCUUGAAUCGUAUGAACUAGUCAGAGCAUAUACUGAACGUUCGGAAUUAUUAUUAAAUCAAGGCUACUAUAAAGAUUGUUUAAAAGAUAUAGAAAGAAUAUCGAAAAUUGGCUGUUGCAAUGAAAUGAAAGCAGACUUUUAUACGCGUAAAGCCAAAGCUCUAUGGGGCCUUAAUCCAAGAAUGCGUCCAGAAAUAGAAAAAGCUAUAACCAAAGCUCAAUGUUGGUUGACAGAGGCAAAUGAAGAAACUCGACAAAACAUAGAAACAUCUUUGAACUUAAUAUUAAAGAAUUAUGCUUUGAAAACGAAUUUCAUACAACACGAUUUGGGUAAAUUAAUACCUCUAACUCCAAAAGAUAAUCCUCGAGUAGUAGGAGCUUCCGGUUCUAUCGAGCUUAAAUUUUCAGAAAAUUUUGGGCGUCACAUUGUAGCUACUAAAGACAUAAAAGUUGGUGAAGUUAUUUUCGUACAAAAAGCUUAUUCUCUUAUUCUUUCUUCUGAAUGUUGGUACACUUACUGCUGGUAUUGUUCAAAACGAACUUGGUCCUCUGUAGGAUGUAAUAAUUGUGUAAAUGUAAUUUAUUGCGAUGAAAGUUGUCGAGAUAAAGCUUGGGUCGAGUAUCAUGAUAUGGAGUGUGACGUAAUUUCCUAUUUACUUGCAAUGGGCCAGCGCGAAUGGCUUGAUUUAAUGGCUGCAAGGAUAACAAUCAAAGCAAUCAAGGAAGCUGGUUCUUUGCAAAAUUUAAAAACUUAUCUUCUUAAUAUUGAUAAAAUCCCAGAUCCGACCGAAAAAUUUUUCACUGACAAUGUACAUGAUAGUUCAAAAUAUUCAACAGUAUAUUCUCUGGUACAUGAUGUUUCAUUUAGAGAAAAAUCAGAAGUUGACGGACUUUCUAUAAGUAGUGCAUAUAUUCUUCACGCUUUUGCUUUAUCAUCCAAUCUUCUAGGUGAUGGAAUCAAUGACAUACGAGAUUGUGCAAACAAUGAAUGGGCUCUUUUUCUAGGAGAAUUGAUCUUAAGGAACAUACGAAUUAGCUCAUUGAACUGCUUCUCUUUAUCUACGCCAUUUAUUGAUAUGAAAAGAGGUGACUUACUUGGAUCUUUUGCAAGUUUUUUCAACCAUAGUUGUUUUAGCAACGUAUGCCCUGCACAUUAUGGAAAUACAAUGACAUUCCGAGCCUCUCAACAGAUAAAAAAGGGUGCUCAACUGUUUAUAUCUUACGGAUCAAGCUUUGAUGAAACACCCACACUUCAGCGAAGAGAACAAUUAAAAGAUGAUUAUAAUUUCUGGUGUGAGUGUAUAGCUUGUCACUACGAUUGGAACCCGGCAUCUAUCUUUCCGACUUUGGUUAAUAAACGUACCUUAAGUGAGAUCGAAUUAAAAAUAAAAGAAUUAAUACAAAAGAACGAUAAAAAAGCUCUAACGACUAUGCAACAAUCUUCUAAAAGUAACACAUGGAAUGACAAUUCUCACACCUUACAAUCGUUGUGUGAUCUCUUAAAUUUAAUGUGUGAAAAUUUAGAUUAUCGUAGUCGGGAAAUGUUAUCUUUUAAGAUUUUAUUGGAAUCUAAUUAUGUACAUAAUGCCGAUAUUUACAAUGAUAAUUGUUAUAUUGUAAAAUGUACGUGAAGAUCAUCAACUUUAAGUAACGGUAAUUAAUAAUAAUUAUGAAUAAAAAAUUUAUAUUAAAUUCUAUAAGUUGAAACUGAUCGAGUAACUGAGUCUAUACUGAUAUAAACAACAAACCUGAUUCGAUAAAAAUCAUUUUAAACCAUGAAAAUUAUUUCUAAGAUAACCAGUUGUCUUUCUUCAGGAGUUAUACUAAUUAUUUGUAAAUUCUUUAAUUAAAAUCUCUUUGAGUAAUAAUAAUUUUUCUUUUAAAAUAUUUAUAUUUUUGUUUUAAGUAAUAGUUUCUUCGAUCAAAAUGUUAUCAACUUGAGCUAAAAAAAAAUACGAUCCAUUAAAAGAAAAUAAAUUUUUGCUUCGAUCAACAAAAAAAUUACGACAAUUUUUUAAAUUAAUGUUAUUGUUUAUCUUAUCGAAAAGAAAAAUCUUAUCCGAAAGAAUGAAUAUGUAUUUUGUUUAGAAACAAUGAAGUGCUUCGCUGGAGGGUGAAAUUCUUAAA